Messenger RNA from Dinoponera quadriceps, 2042 nucleotides. RefSeq names its product cytochrome P450 9e2-like. The transcript is spliced from 2 exons. The record is from RefSeq and is a predicted model, not a curated record. Bases 76 to 1584 code for a protein of 502 amino acids. NCBI's taxonomy places the organism in Eukaryota, Metazoa, Arthropoda, Insecta, Hymenoptera, Formicidae. Gene Ontology annotation, molecular function: oxidoreductase activity, acting on paired donors, with incorporation or reduction of molecular oxygen; monooxygenase activity; heme binding.
GAUGCUCAGUGCCGCAAUGGCAAGAGUCACGAUGUAGGACGCUCAGUGCCGACCGUCUAUUGAAAGGGGACGGAGAUGUUUACCACGUUCGUGUCUUUAAUUCUCGGAACAGUGAUAAUUCUCUAUCUCUACUUAAAAAAGAACGCCAAAUAUUGGCAAAAACGUGGAAUUCCUUGCGCAAAUGGUGCUUUGCUGGGAAUUGGUCAUAUGUGGGAGUUGCUCAUUGGAAAAAUUAGCUUCUCUGAUAUUUGUCGCAAAAUCUACCAUGACAAUAAGGAUUGCAGCAUGGUCGGCUUCUACAAUUUCAUGACACCCACAUUGAUGAUACGCGAACCGGAACUGGUGAAAACGGUGCUGCAAACGAGCUUUACGAAUUUUCACGAGAAUGGAGUCAAAAUUGAUCCUGAUUUGGAUCCUCUUUUGGCAAACAAUCCCUUCUUCACAUACGGAGAGAAAUGGGUAACCGGAAGGAAACGUCUGACCUAUGCCUUCUCCAGCAUGCGGUUGAAGAUCCUACUCGAGAGCGUUAAGCAAGUAUGCGGGGAAUUUGAGAACUUUUUAGAUAAAAAGUUGGAGAAGACGGGAGAGGUAGAGAUGGAACUAAAAGAACUGUUCGCCAAGUACACCGCUCAAGUGGUUGCGAACGCUGGUUUCGGCGUGAAUGGAUUCUGCUUCGACGACAAAAAACAGCAAGAAUCUUUCUACGAGAUGGGCAAGUCCUUCCUCGACCUGUCUAUUGUGAACAAUAUUAUUUUGACCAUCGCGUUUCUAAUACCUGGGUUCGGCAAAGUUUUCAGAGUGAGAUUUUUACCAAAGAAAAUCGAUCGUUUCUUUAGAACUUUGGUCACCGAUAUUAUGGAGCAAAGGAGGACCAGCGGGACACAAAGAAACGACUUUCUCCAAUUGAUGGUUGAAUUGGACCGUGCAGAAGGUAAUAAACUCGAUCUGGAAGUCCUGGUAUCUCACACAAUGUCGUUCUUCCUCGACGGCUACGAAACAUCCAGCAUCACUUUGAGCUUUGUUGGCUUCCAAUUAGCCCUUAACCCAGAAGUGCAGAAGAAAUUACGCAAAGAAGUAAUGACUGUGCUGACCAAACACAACGGUAUACUUACAUACGAAGCCUUGAGGGAAAUGACUUACAUGGAUCAAGUAAUAAGCGAGUCUCAGAGAAUCAUACCUGCAAUUGGAUUCAUGAGCAGAAUUUGCACGGACGAGAUCGAGCUGAAAGGAUCCGACGGAGUCGUUUGCUCGGUGGAAUCUGGAACAAGCAUUUUAAUCCCUGUCCACGGUUUACAAGAAGAUCCUUGCUAUUGGGAGAAUCCGCUCGUGUUUGACCCUGAGAGAUUCAAUUUGGAUAAGAAACACAGCAUUGAGAGAUUCGCCUUUCUUCCCUUCGGUGAAGGCCCGCGAAUGUGCGUAGGAAUGAGAAUGGCUUUGUUGCAGAUAAAAGCGUGUCUCGCUGUGUUAUUGAGAAAGUAUAGCUUGGAACUAUCUCCAAAGAUGCAGAUGCCCUUGAAGUUAAGAUGUACACCUUUCCUAAAUGCGCCAGUGGGUGGUGCUUGGGCUUUGAUCCGACCGAUUUAAUCAGACCUGUAGCUUAUUGGGCCCGGGGAAGAACAGUCCGAGGGACCUGUGUUAUACGACAAACAUUUCUUUAAACUAUAAUUUACUUAUUUUAUCUUAGACGAUGAUUAUACGGUAAAUUAGAUGGGUAAGUUAUUAAGGAUAAUAUAUCAGAUGGGUAAGAUGUUAUAGAUAAUUUAUGUACAAUAAAUUAUACUUCAUAAAAAAUCGACAAAAUACAUAUACAUAUACAUAUAAAUAUACAUAUAAUAUAUACAUAUAAUAUAUAAGAAAUACAUUUACAUAUACAUGUAAUAUAUAUAUAUAAUAUAGUAUUAUAUUGUAAUCGUCAAUUUACAAAUAUGUUCAUAAUACCUUGAAAAUUUAGAAUUUUUGUUUUAAGAGAGAGAAAGAAUUUCAACCUCCUAUAUAGAAUUAUUCGAAUACCAGUAUUUUUUAAUGUUUCCAUUCAAAUAUAU